This is a messenger RNA of Penicillium diatomitis, 1764 nucleotides long. RefSeq lists its product as uncharacterized. NCBI's taxonomy places the organism in Eukaryota, Fungi, Ascomycota, Eurotiomycetes, Eurotiales, Aspergillaceae. The coding region runs from base 1 to 1764 and encodes 587 amino acids. The transcript has a single exon. The record is from RefSeq and is a predicted model, not a curated record.
AUGGAGCGGGGGAACGACAGACAACGAGAUGAAAUCUUAGUGCAUGUCUCCGCCCCCAGUACCGUCCGUGAUGACGCUCGAUAUAGAGCCCAGGUGGCCGCGAUUCGCGCGUUCGAGCCCUUCUCGCGCAGACUAGUGAAGAAGAUCGACCACGAUCUGCUCGCUGUGGAAGAAGCCCCCGCCGUGCAUCACCUACCCGAGGAACCUGCCUCGCUAGGCCCAGAGUUGUCGCAUCCUGCGAACGAGCAUCGACCAGUAUGCAUAGUGGACGCAGGCAACGCCGGUGCUCAGACCAUGACGGCUGCAGCCGCAAGAAUUGCAAAUUCCACGCCGCCGCGCGAGGAUCGUCCGCCGAUCUCUCCGGCUCUGCACGAAGAAAAUCAAAUCAGGCCCGAUCCGCUGCUGUCCACCGCAGCAAGGUCUGCCUCGCAUUCGCGAAAUCAGACCCGUGAUCUACGGGGCAAUGAGGAGACGCACAUCGGCUCCGAGACCCAAUACGUGCCGGAAUCGAUCGAGAGUCCUGUUGGCGUGAUUCCAGAUUCACAGCCUGAGGCGGUGGCAUCCGCAGUGGUCCAGCAGACAGGACACCCCCAUACGAUGCAGCCCCCAAGAACCUUGUCGCCCUGCUACAGCGGUGAUCGCUCGCCGACGAGAUCAGUCAAGCGGCGACGGAUCGAAGCAACCCAGGCUCGGCCCGCCGAGAACCAUGCAAUCAGCAACGGAGUCUCUGCAUCAGAGAUCAUCGCCGACAUGGCCAUCCCCUCAGAUCCAGCCCCUCGAGAAGAGAGAAUAUCUACCGUAAAGGAGAGUAUUGACAUCCCUUCUUUACAAAGAGGUGCAUCGUCGGACACUCAUCGUCCAGAAAAGGCCAACAUUCCUCCGGCGCCAGAAGAAUCAUUCCGAAUCUCCGCCUGCACAAUACCCCCGAAUUCAACAGGCUCCAGCCUCAAGUCCCCUGAACAUGAACCCCACCGCCAUCACUUCGAAGGUGUCACACGAGGAUCCACCUCCACGAGCUCUAUCAAAAGCACCGAACCAAAGCAGCACCUCCUUUCCUCGCUCCCACUCACCAUACACCCUCCACCUCCACCCAUCUCCAACUCCCUUUUCACCACUCAUGUCACGCCAACUCUCGCCAUGCUCACAGAACGACUCAACCCAUCCCGCACUUAUCAGCCCUUGCAUCAGACCCGCGAUCUCGAUCCCCUUGAGCGUGGUUAUUGGAUACUGCACAUGCACGUCCGACCCGCUUCAACCCACCCUUCACCAUCUAUCGCGUCACGCUCUUCAUCCCCGCAGACACGGAAGGUCAACAGGUUCAGCUCCGUGACUUCUCCUUCUCGCUCUGAAACCUGGUCUGAAGCCGACUUUUCCAGGUUCUGGACCUUCUUGUGCGGCUUUGUAGAGGAAGCUCGUGCCGGAUGGGGCGUGUGGUGUCUUGCAGAGCGCUCAUCUUACUCUCCGUCCACCUCGGGACGAACCCCAAGAAGAAUCUCAAAGGACGGAAAUGUAGAUGUAGACAAGGACAAGAACAAGGACAAGAACACCGACACACAUCCCAUCCAGAUCAACCCAGUCUCAAAUCUGGAUAACCCGUCGGUCUCGGUACCGGCACCUGUGCAGUUGGUCAUCAAAGUAUAUGGCUGGGGAGAAAUCGCUAGACACGUCUACUUGAUGCUGUAUCUGGCCAGUGAGCGGCGCGUGAAAGGAAUGGGUUUGAAAUGGGUAGAUCCAGCGGAGAAGGUGAUCAUCCAAAUGCCCUGA